Molecule: messenger RNA, 2466 nt
Organism: Dalotia coriaria
Lineage: Eukaryota; Metazoa; Arthropoda; Insecta; Coleoptera; Staphylinidae
Product: pickpocket protein 28-like
Exons: 9
Coding region: 128-2041 (637 amino acids)
Biological process (GO): sodium ion transmembrane transport
Cellular component (GO): plasma membrane
Molecular function (GO): ligand-gated sodium channel activity
Source: RefSeq, a predicted model, not a curated record
CGCAUAAGCUGAUUGUUUUGCUUGAUUACGCGAGCCCCGGACUGGAAAAAUGCCGAUAAUCAUAGCCAUCACGAAAGGCAUUCAACAUACGUGACGUUGUUUGUCUACCCUUGACUCCACGCCAUAAAUGAAAAUUUCGAGAGUUGCAUUUGUGAGUUGUCGAAAUGUUGAUAACAGUAACAGAGGUGUAGGGGAUUAUUUUGUGUUUAACAUGGAUUUUUCUGAUUCUAUUCGACCUCGACGACCACUGCACAGUCGCGCUUGGCAAUUGAACGCAUUGGAAAAUUUAACGUUAGUUCCGAAACAAAUGUCAGCGGUUCAACCGGAAUCUGGUAGUGUGGAACUGUUCCACAAGUCACAUCCGUCACAAAAUCUUUAUACUGGUCCGGAUGGGGUUAUUCGGUAUCCCAUUUCGGUUAUCACUCAAGAAAUGUCUCAUAAAGAUGAGAAACUUAAGGAAACAGAUGAAAAGAAAGAUAAUAUUUGUAAAAGAAUUAUAAUAAGUGUACAUAAUGCUCUGGAUGAAUAUUUUGUUUCUUCUACAUUGCAUGGUUUGAAAUAUGUGGGUGAUGAUUCAUUGAGUACAUUCGAAAGAUUAUAUUGGUUAGCUGCAUUUAUCGCCGGCCUUUGUUUUGCCGCGUAUUUUAUUGUGAGUAUUUACGCUAAAUUUGAAACCAGUCCAAUGGUAAUCAGUUUCAACCCCAAAUUGGUAUUUAUCAACACUAUACCUUUUCCUGCAAUAACAAUUUGCAAUGUUAACUUGGCCCUACGGUCAAAGGCAAUUGAAAUUGAAAGAAACGGAAAUGCAACACAGCGUGAAUUACUAGGUGACCUUUGUAAUUCUCAAUAUGGUCAGCAUGCGGAUGAAAUAAACGCAGCAAACGCAACUGACUGGCACACAAUUCAAGCUUUUACAGUCAACGUUAAUCAAAAAUGUGAUGAUUUAGUAAAAGUUUGCAAAUGGAAUGGAGUAAUAGUGAAGUGUAACGAUUUUAUCAAUUCAGUCCUUACAGAUGAAGGAUAUUGCUGUGCGUUUAAUCAAUUACCAUUGAACAUGACUCUACGAGGAAAUUUUAGCGACAGGGGAAGUUUCCCAAAGAAAAUUAUCAAUUGGAAUGCUGAAUAUGGUUAUGAUGACUCCGAUAAUGACACAUACCCUUUCCGGGCAACAGGUCAAGGCCAAGCUUUAGGUUUAUCACUAGUUUUGGAUGCACAAUUGGCCGAAUACCACUGCACUUCAACAAACAGUAUCGGAUUUAAAAUGUUGUUAUCCGCACCUAAUGAACGACCACGAGUUGCUGAUGUUGGAUUUUUGUUAUCACCUGGAGUGGAAGCAAGGAUUACUAUAUUGCCUGAUGUUAAGGACGCUACAGAAGGCGUGAAAAAUAUUCACAUUGACAAGAGACAAUGUUAUUUUGCCAGGGAGCGUCAUCUGAAGUUCUUUUUAGUUUAUACCGAGAAGAAUUGCAGACUUGAGUGUAUAUCAAAUUAUACAAUGGAAAGGUGUAAUUGUGUGCCGUAUUAUUUACCAAGAAAUCCGGAAAAUCCCAUUUGCGAUCGCUCAAAAGAAGAAUGCUCGAACCUAGCUAUAUCCGUAAUUGAUCGAUUUACCCCAGAAAGACUUGCGUGUCGUUGCCUGCCAUCUUGUCAUGACAUCUCAUACAAACAAGACGGAAUGUCUACUGGUUCAAUUGAAGCUAAAUAUGACACCGUUAAUCAGGAUCUGUUAGAGAAUGUAUCCACGCAAUACUUCUCUCUAAAGUAUUUCAGAGAGAAUAUGGCAGUGGCGCACUUCUACUUCGAGAUGGAUAAAUACACGAAGCAAACAAAGAGCGAGAUGUAUGGAUUUUCGGAGUUUUUAUCUAAUACUGGAGGUUUGCUAGGACUGUUUCUUGGAUUUAGUUUUCUCAGCGCAAUGGAAAUUGUUUAUUUUAUUCUGUUUCGCGGUCAGUUUCGUUAUUACCGGCGUUAUAAAGCACGCAGAUUGAAAGAAAAACGUGAAAAAGAGAAAACAUGGGCUAGUUUACCUUAUACUCAAUAGUUGCAUUCACUGUAGGCGAUUGAACAAUAAUUAAUUACUUUUUAACCGUCUUCAGCACUUAAACUUCUCAAAAUUUAUCACAGUGUGGAGAAUUUGUUCGCCUUAAGUUAUGCAACUAUGUAUACACCAAAACAUUGUGAUGCCUACAAUAAAUGUGACAUGUUAACGUUUAGAAAAGCAAUAAUAGAGAAAUAUUAACAAUAUCAGCUACGUUUUUGAAUGAAAAUAGAACGUAGAAUGUUCAUGUGAGUAUUUACUUUAGGAUAAAAUAGGAUAAACUCCAAUUAACUCGUUGUUAAAAAAAACUUCUCUAUAAAUAUUUACAUCAGUUUUAUGCCUGAACAAACUAGAAACUACAGUUAUGUAAUAUUUACAUUAAUAGAUUAAACAAAGUUCUGUUUUCCUUAAUAAACUAUUAAUAUUGA